UUAACUCAGGACAUUUCCAGUUUCUUGCUCCACUGCGCACAUUUUUUAUUACGUCGGUGAUUUAUUUUUAGACAGCCUCCCAGGAUAUAGUUAUAUAAUAUUCCUGUUUAACGAUAAUCAUGCGUGAAAUAGUACAUUUGCAAGCUGGACAAUGUGGAAACCAAAUUGGUGCCAAGUUCUGGGAGGUAAUCAGUGAUGAACACGGAAUUGACCCAACUGGAACCUACCAUGGAGAUAGUGAUUUACAGCUGGAAAGAAUAAAUGUUUAUUAUAAUGAAGCAACUGGAGGAAAAUAUGUCCCAAGAGCUAUUUUAGUCGAUUUAGAACCCGGAACCAUGGAUUCUGUUCGAUCUGGCCCAUUCGGUCAAAUUUUCAGACCAGACAACUUUGUGUUUGGACAAAGUGGAGCUGGUAAUAAUUGGGCGAAGGGUCAUUACACUGAAGGAGCUGAACUUGUUGAUUCAGUUCUUGAUGUUGUAAGGAAGGAAGCGGAAAGCUGUGAUUGUUUGCAGGGAUUCCAACUAACACAUUCACUUGGUGGUGGAACAGGUUCCGGGAUGGGAACUUUGCUUAUUAGUAAAAUUAGAGAAGAAUAUCCGGAUAGAAUUAUGAACACCUUCAGCGUUGUUCCUUCGCCAAAAGUUUCCGACACCGUUGUUGAACCGUACAACGCAACUUUGUCCGUUCAUCAACUUGUUGAAAACACGGAUGAAACUUAUUGUAUUGAUAACGAGGCUCUUUAUGACAUUUGCUUCCGUACAUUAAAAUUAACAACACCAACAUAUGGUGACUUGAACCACUUGGUAUCCGCAACUAUGAGUGGAGUCACAACUUGUUUGAGAUUCCCAGGUCAACUUAACGCUGAUCUUCGCAAACUUGCGGUUAACAUGGUUCCCUUCCCUCGUCUCCACUUCUUCAUGCCCGGGUUCGCUCCUUUGACGAGUCGUGGAAGUCAACAAUAUCGAGCGUUGACCGUUCCUGAACUAACGCAGCAGAUGUUCGAUGCCAAGAACAUGAUGGCUGCGUGUGAUCCUCGUCAUGGUCGAUACCUCACCGUGGCAACAAUGUUCCGUGGGAGAAUGUCCAUGAAGGAAGUCGAUGAACAAAUGUUGAAUGUUCAAAAUAAAAACAGUUCCUACUUCGUUGAGUGGAUUCCAAACAACGUGAAAACCGCUGUUUGUGAUAUUCCUCCACGUGGUUUGAAGAUGGCGGCAACAUUUGUUGGAAACAGCACAGCUAUCCAAGAAUUGUUCAAACGUAUUUCUGAGCAAUUUACUGCCAUGUUCCGAAGAAAGGCUUUCUUGCAUUGGUACACUGGUGAAGGUAUGGAUGAGAUGGAAUUCACUGAAGCUGAAAGCAACAUGAAUGAUCUUGUGAGCGAAUAUCAACAAUACCAAGAUGCUACAGCUGAGGAGGAAGGAGAGUUUGAUGAAGAGGAAGGAGAAGAUGAAGAAGCCUAAAUGUCAUCAAAGAUUUUUAAAAUUUUCACAUAAUUUGCAGUAAAAUAUUUUUCAUUAAGUAAACAGGAAAAUAAAGUUUGGGAGAAACGAGA
Ciona intestinalis (vase tunicate) is the source of this 1552-nucleotide messenger RNA. Its product is annotated as tubulin beta chain. Gene Ontology annotation, cellular component: microtubule. The record is from RefSeq and is a predicted model, not a curated record. Gene Ontology annotation, molecular function: GTPase activity; structural constituent of cytoskeleton; GTP binding. NCBI's taxonomy places the organism in Eukaryota, Metazoa, Chordata, Ascidiacea, Phlebobranchia, Cionidae. Gene Ontology annotation, biological process: microtubule-based process.